AUGGAGGUCGAAAGAGUUGAUACGACCAUUUCCAAAGUGCGCGACAAUGGCGCUACCGCCGUUGAGGGCGCCCGAAUGGAACUCGUUCCUCGCAGUGAUCGGGAACGUGCUCGUCGAAUUCGAGAAGCCCACAAGGCCUACGGUCGAGGCAAGAAGGUCAACCUCAAAGCGAUCAAGGACAAGAAGCUUCGAAGCAACAUGAAGCGUCUCGAGAGCAAGUACGAAGAUGCCGCACUCAAAGCCAAGGAUGCAGAGAUUUUGCUCGAGAACACGUCGGGUUUUCUCGAGGCCGAGGACGAGCUCGAACGAACAUACAAGGUCCGACAAGACGACAUUUCCUCCGGUGUAGCCGUGGGCACUGCGCAGAAGCGAUUCGAGCUUAAUCUGGACCAACUAGGACCCUACCAGUUUGAUUACUCGAGGAAUGGGCGGGACCUGUUGCUCGGUGGUCGAAAGGGACAUGUUGCGACGAUGGAUUGGCGAGAGGGCAAGCUUGGCUGCGAGCUGCAGUUGAACGAGACUGUUCGGGACGUCAAGUGGCUACAUAACAACCAGUACUUUGCGGUUGCGCAGAAGAAGUACGUCUACAUCUACGAUCAUAAUGGUGUGGAACUGCACACCUUGAGGAAACACCAGGAGGUGUCUCACAUGGAGUUUCUGCCAUACCACUACCUCUUAGCAACAAUCGGCUCUGUAGGUUUCCUCAAAUAUCAGGAUACAUCAACUGGUCAAUUAGUCGCCGAGAUUCCUACCCGAUUAGGUCAACCUUGCGCUCUCAAACAAAACCCCUGGAACGCCAUUCUACACGUCGGCCACCAGAACGGAACAGUCACACUAUGGUCACCUAACUCAUCAGACCCUCUCGUCAAGUUGCUAGCCCACCGAGGACCCGUUCGAGAUGUAGCCGUUGACCGCGAAGGUCGAUACAUGGUCUCGACAGGCCAGGAUCAAAAGAUGGCAGUUUGGGAUCUUAGAAUGUUGCGCGAGGUCAACAGUUACUUUACACGCCAGCCAGCCUCAUCGGUAGCAAUCUCUGAUACAGGCUUGACAGCUAUCGGUUGGGGUACUCAAACAACCAUCUGGAAGGGUCUCUUCGACAAGAACGCCCCUGUCCAAGAAAAGGUUCAGAGCCCUUACAUGGCAUGGGGUGGUGAGGGUAAGCGCAUUGAGCGCGUGCGAUGGUGUCCCUUUGAAGAUGUUCUUGGUAUUGGCCACGAUUCUGGCUUCUCAUCCAUCAUCGUCCCCGGUGCUGGUGAGGCCAACUACGACGCUCUGGAAGUCAACCCAUUCGAGACUGCCAAGCAACGACAAGAGUCCGAAGUCAAGGGUCUGCUCAACAAGCUACAGCCCGACAUGAUCGCCCUCGACCCCAACUACAUCGGAACCCUGGACUUGCGAUCCGAGAAGCAGCGCCGUGCCGAGAAGGACCUCGACGCCCCUGCUGCAGACAUCGCCGAGGAGAUCCGCAAGCGAGCAAGAGGCAAGAAUGGUGCGCUCAAGAAGUACCUGCGCAAGCAGCGAAAGAAGAACAUUAUCGACGAGAAGAGAGUGCACGUGGACGAGAUUUGGAACGAGCAGCAGGCCAAGAAGAACAAGAAGGAGCUCGAGGCCGAGGCGGAUCUGGGACCGGCGUUGUCAAGGUUUGCCAAAAAGGAGUAA
Fusarium pseudograminearum CS3096 is the source of this 1659-nucleotide messenger RNA. RefSeq lists its product as uncharacterized. Bases 1 to 1659 code for a protein of 552 amino acids. Gene Ontology annotation, biological process: maturation of SSU-rRNA from tricistronic rRNA transcript (SSU-rRNA, 5.8S rRNA, LSU-rRNA). Gene Ontology annotation, molecular function: protein binding. Lineage: Eukaryota; Fungi; Ascomycota; Sordariomycetes; Hypocreales; Nectriaceae. The transcript is spliced from 2 exons. The record is from RefSeq and is a predicted model, not a curated record. Gene Ontology annotation, cellular component: 90S preribosome; small-subunit processome; nucleolus.